Camellia sinensis is the source of this 1103-nucleotide messenger RNA. The record is from RefSeq and is a predicted model, not a curated record. Lineage: Eukaryota; Viridiplantae; Streptophyta; Magnoliopsida; Ericales; Theaceae.
AAAGUGUUCGAUUCCAACUGCAAGUAACAACCAAACUCUCCUCAACUAGUACAUUCACAGAGAGAGAGAGAGAGAAACAGAGCAAUACAACACAGAAGACGAAGGAGCAAAAACGGGUCGGGUCCAAUCUCACCUGAGAUCGAAUGACGGAUCCGACUAUGGAGCUGUUGCAGGAGUCGGGUUGGGAGGAAUUGAGGAAGGAGGCUCGCAAGAUCGAGGGCGAUCUCGACGUCAAGCUCUCUUCUUACGCCAAGCUCGGCUCUAGGUUCUCCCAUGGAGGUUACGUGGAUAGUGGGUCACCAACAACUGUUGGUUCCAGCAGGUCAUGGAAGUCUAUGGAAAUGGAAAUUCAAUCAUUGCUUGAGAAAUUAUUGGAUAUAAAUGAUGCUAUGAGUCGAUGUGCUGCAUCUGCUACUCCUACUACUUCAGUUACCCAAAAGCUUGCAAGGCAUAGAGACAUACUUCAUGAAUUUACCCAGGAAUUCAAACGAACAAAGGGAAACAUUAACUCGAUGAGAGAACAUGCAGAGCUUCUCAGUUCUGUCAGAGAAGAUAUUAGUGAGUACAAGGCAUCUGGGAGUAUGUCACCAAGAGUGCAGUUACUACGGGAGAGAGCUUCCAUACAUGGGAGCAUAAGUCAUAUAGAUGAUGUUAUCAGUCAGGCUCAAUCAACAAGGGCAGCCUUAGGGUCACAAAGAGCUUUCUUUGGCAACGUUGAGGGUAAAGUGAAGCUGCUAAGCGACAAGUUUCCUAUCAUUCGUGGUCUACUCGGUUCCAUUAGAAGAAAGAAAUCAAGAGACACUCUCAUCCUAUCUGCCGUCAUUGCAGCUUGUACAUUGUUUCUUAUUAUCUAUUGGCUUUCAAAAUAACUUAAUAUGUUGUUUAUAGUUAUUUAAAAAAAAUAAAUAAAUAAAAUCAGAAAGACUUCUUGUCAAGAACAAAUCAAAAUCCGCUGUUUAAAAUCUCGCAGUACCUUUUUCAUGGUGCCAUUACUCGACAAACUUCAUUCUGCUUCUGAUGCAGUUUUUGUCUUCCAAACUUAGUAUUGACAAUUUGAUAUUGCAUAGUGAAAUUGAGGCUAGAAAAAUGUUUCACCUGUAAAA